Molecule: messenger RNA, 915 nt
Organism: Caenorhabditis bovis
Lineage: Eukaryota; Metazoa; Nematoda; Chromadorea; Rhabditida; Rhabditidae
Source: the annotation of a GenBank genome assembly
AUGGAGGACAAACGGAGAGUCAUCGAGAGAGAAGUCAACAGUCUGCGAUCGGUUGCAUUCGUCGGAAUUUCGGUGACAAUCGCCGCCGCUCUCGUUGCUAUUGUUGCGAUUCCGGCGUUCUACAGCUACGUGCAGCACGUUCAAUCAAAGCUUCAAACCGAAGUCGAAUUCUGUAGACAUCGAUCUCACGGACUCCAUGAGCAGUACGAUGUUGUACAAGAGGUGACCGGCGUCGAGUCCAUGUUCGUCGUUAAGCGUGAUGUUCAUAGAGGAAUGAGCAAGAGACGCGUGAACCGCAAGAAGGUCCGCAGACAGGCUGAGUGCUGCUCAUGCGGAGUUGGAGCUUCUGGACCAGCCGGGCCACCAGGACAGCCAGGAAGAGACGGAAACGACGGACCAGCAGGACAGCCAGGAGUUCCAGGACAAGACGGUUCAGAGGACUACGAUGGAUCGCAGCAAUCCAACUUCUGCUUUGAGUGCAUGGACGCCCCAGCCGGACCACCAGGCGCACCAGGAAAACCAGGUCGCCCAGGAAACGACGGACUACCGGGACAAUCAGGCGGUGCGGCUCUUCCGGGACCACCAGGACCACCAGGACCACCUGGACCACCAGGACAGGACGGACACCCAGGAAACGACGGACUUCCAGGACAAGACGGAGAGACACGCGAAGUUCCAGGAGCCCCAGGAGCUCCAGGACAACCAGGAUCACAAGGACAACCAGGACCAGCCGGCCCAGACGGACAUCCGGGAGGUCCAGGACCAGCCGGACAACCAGGAGGCCCAGGUGCUCCAGGAAACGACGGUCAACCAGGAGCCCCAGGAGCUCCAGGAGACGACGGCGAAGAUGGAGAAUCGGGAUCAUCGGGAAGCUGUGACCACUGCCCACCACCACGAACUGCGCCAGGCUAUUAG